UCGGCCUGAAAUUAGUAUGUCAUUGUCUAUGGUGUUUGAGAAGAUAUAAAAAACUUUGUAGAAUGGCAAUUCUGAACUGAUUCUGUCAAUGUCAUUCUUUUACCCCAUGAACCGUUGUUGUUAGUGGUGGUUUGACUAACCAAAAUUUGCAAAAAUGUCGCUGGUAAUUCCAGACAAGUUCCAACAUAUUCUUCGUAUUAUGAAUACGAACAUUGAUGGCAAACGCAAAGUGAUGUUUGCCAUGACUGCCAUCAAGGGUGUUGGACGCAGAUAUUCCAAUAUCGUGCUGAAGAAAGCCGAUAUUGAUCUCGACAAGCGUGCUGGAGAAUGCACCGAAGAAGAGGUUGAAAAAAUUGUGACAAUCAUGUCCAACCCCAGGCAAUACAAAAUCCCAGACUGGUUCCUCAACAGGCAGAAGGACAUUGUUGAUGGUAAAUACAGCCAGCUGACAUCUUCCAACUUGGACUCAAAGCUUCGUGAGGAUUUGGAAAGGCUGAAGAAGAUCCGUGCCCACAGAGGUAUGCGUCACUACUGGGGUCUGCGUGUGCGUGGUCAGCACACCAAGACUACUGGCAGGAGAGGAAGAACUGUUGGUGUGUCUAAGAAGAAGUAAUCUUAAAACCUUUUAAAAUAAAACCAUAAUUUCUGCA
Helicoverpa armigera (cotton bollworm) is the source of this 650-nucleotide messenger RNA. RefSeq names its product small ribosomal subunit protein uS13 (gene RpS18). NCBI's taxonomy places the organism in Eukaryota, Metazoa, Arthropoda, Insecta, Lepidoptera, Noctuidae. Gene Ontology annotation, molecular function: structural constituent of ribosome; RNA binding. Gene Ontology annotation, biological process: translation. Gene Ontology annotation, cellular component: small ribosomal subunit; cytosol; ribosome. The record is from RefSeq and is a predicted model, not a curated record. Bases 155 to 613 code for a protein of 152 amino acids. The transcript has 3 exons.